GCUUGAUGACAUCAUGAGUCUACCGCUGCGGUUAGAGCAGGAAUGCGGUCGAGAAGACAUUGGCACGCCUUUGUCCCUUCGGUGACUGCCCUCCAGUGACUGCCCUCCAGUUUCAUCCUCACGUUUCUGCAAGCAUCAAAAAGUUGAAUUGCAAAGCCUUGCCCUUCACAAUAGUGUGGGAAUUUUCUUGAUGCGCCUACGUCGCCUCCAAUGGCCCUCAACCCUCGAGUAAUUUACUGGUUCCGAACAGAUCUCAGGCUUCACGACUCUCCCGCGCUUGCUGCAGCUCUGGACCUGAAGCCAGAAUGCUUCUGGCCGAUAUGGUGCUGGGAUCCACACUACGUGUACAGAGCGCGAGUUGGAUCAAACCGAUGGCAAUAUCUUCUCGACUGCCAGCAGGAUCUUUCUGAUGGCAUUGCAAAAUUGAACCCCAAGUCUAAGCUUUAUGUUCUACGGGAAGCGCCCCAGACGCUGCUGCCGAAACUAUUCAAGGCGUGGAAGGUGACGCACUUAGUUUUCGAGAAAGACACCGAUGCAUAUGCGCGGUCCCGUGAUGAGGAGGUCAUGUGCAGGGCAAAAGAGGCCGGGGUGCAAGUGAUUGUAAAAUAUGGAAAGACGCUAUGGGAUCCUGACGCUGUGGUGAAAGCGAAUGGUAACAAGCCAACCAUGACCGUUUCUCAAUUGCAGCAUUCAGGCGAGAAAGUAGGCAACAUUCCAAGACCCAUACCAGCGCCGAAGUGUAUACCAGAUCCUGGUGACAUGCCACUCAAUUUCGAGCAAGCACAACCUACCCCUGAGCCUGACUUCAACUCUAUCCAUCGCACUGGAAAGGAGGAUUCAUAUGCGAAGCUUUCAGGGCCCAACAACGACCUUGCGGUGCCCACGAUCGAAGAGCUCGGUAUCAAACAAGCAACUACUCCACACCGCGGCGGAGAAACGAGGGCUUUGGCCGCGCUCGACAAAAUCAUCAAGAACGAACAAUAUACUGCAACUUUUGAAAAACCCAACAGUGCACCUACCGCAUUUGAACCUCAAUCUACGACGCUACUAAGUCCUCACUUGCAUUUUGGAUCUCUGAGUUGCCGCGAAUUCUAUUGGCGAGUUCAAGAUGUUGUGGACAACUACAAGGGUAAAGCAUCUCAACCGCCUGCUAGUCUCACCGGACAGCUUCUAUUUCGAGACAUGUACUUUGCCGCUCAAGCCAAGAUGGGAUGGAGUUUCUCUCAAACCGUAGGAAACGGUCACUGCCGUUUCAUUCCCUGGCACCUUCGCAGUCAAGUUGAUGAGAAGGACGGCCUUAUCAAUGGCGAAUAUAACAUUGAUAGCCUCGAGGCAGAGGAAUGGUUCCAGCGCUGGAAGACUGGUCGGACGGGCUUCCCGUGGAUCGAUGCCGUUAUGCGCCAGCUCAAGCAGGAAGGUUGGAUACACCAUCUAGCUCGGCAUUCCGUGGCCUGCUUCCUUACUAGAGGAGGCUGCUACAUCGACUGGGAAAGAGGAGCUGAGGUGUUUGAAGAAUUGCUCAUCGACCAUGAAACAGCUUGCAAUACUGGAAACUGGCAAUGGCUAUCUUGCACGGCUUUCUUCUCCCAGUUCUACCGCUGUUAUUCUCCAAUUGCCUUUCCCCGGAAGACUGACAAGACUGGCGACUUUGUCCGUCAAUUUGUUCCAGAACUGAAAGACUUCCCUGCCAAGUACAUUUAUGAGCCGUGGAAAGCCCCGGUUCAAGACCAAAGGAAGGCUAAAUGUAUUAUCAAAGGCGACGGGACUGUUGAGACGAUCGACGGAUUGACUGCUUAUCCAAAGCCAAUGUUCGACUUCUCCACGCGACGCGACAUCUGCAUUGGAGGCAUGAAGAACGCUUAUCGAGCUGGUCUUUAUGGCAAUAGUCCGCAGGUCAUGAACAGAUCUUGGCCCUCUGCUUUUGAUGACGACGCUGAGGGCACGACAGAGGGACAAAAUACGGCCGACCAGGAGAAAUUUGAAGAGGCGGCCCACCAUGAAAAUGAUCUUGAGAUCAACAGUGAGCCAAGCGGCAAGAGCAAGAAUAAGAGGAAGAGGACAGGGCAUUUGGAUGGCUUCUUGAGAACACAAAAGGCGAUGAGGUAAAGCAGCAGAUGGCAUGUCCGCCAAUACCGUACAAAAUGGCUUUGCAUAGCUGCGGAAUAAAUAAAAGCUACAAAUUAGUUAACUUCUUCGUACCUUUAAAGCCCCGUGCAAUCUUUCAUACUUAUACACAGA
Messenger RNA from Mytilinidion resinicola, 2238 nucleotides. RefSeq names its product cryptochrome-2. The transcript has a single exon. NCBI's taxonomy places the organism in Eukaryota, Fungi, Ascomycota, Dothideomycetes, Mytilinidiales, Mytilinidiaceae. The record is from RefSeq and is a predicted model, not a curated record. Gene Ontology annotation, molecular function: DNA binding; FAD binding. The coding region runs from base 211 to 2106 and encodes 631 amino acids. Gene Ontology annotation, biological process: circadian regulation of gene expression; entrainment of circadian clock by photoperiod. Gene Ontology annotation, cellular component: cytoplasm; nucleus.